UCCGCCUCCUUUGGGUGACUCAGCAUAACAGGAAGCAGGAAGUGCUCACGUCCAAGCACGUAUAUCUGCCACAGGACUUUGGCUGCCAGCGCUGGUGUCAGGAUGGCAGGCAGGCUCUCGCUUCCGGAGGUGGAUCUCUCCUGUCCCAUAUGCUGCGAAAUCUUCAAAGACCCGGUGGUCCUCAAGUGCAGCCACAGCUUCUGCGCGCCCUGCCUGCAGCAGUACUGGACGCACGGCCGGAGCCGAGACUGCCCUCUGUGCAGGACCCAGUCCGUGGACGACCCCGUUCCCAGCCUCACCCUCAAGAACCUGUGCGAGUCGUGCAUGGAGGAGAGCGAGGGUCGCGGGGAGGCGGCGGGAGAGCUGUACUGUGAUCCGGGAGAGAUGUGCCCACUUCACGGGGAGAAGCUGAAGCUUUUCUGCCUGCCGGACAAGGAGCCCAUCUGUGUGGUGUGUCACACCUCCAGGAAGCACAAACAGCACGACUGCUGCCCCGUCAGCGAGGCUGUGGUAGACGUGAAGGAGAAAAUGAAGUCAGCCCUCAGCGCUUUGCAGGAAAAGAGGGACGCUUUUGACAAAAUGAAGAAAAACUAUGAGGACACGGUGGCAUACAUUCAGGUCCAGGCUCGAUUCGUGGAGAGGCGAACGCGCGAGGAGUUUGAAAAGCUUCACUCUUUCCUGCGGGCCGAGGAGGAGGCCCGGAUGGAGGCGCUGAAGAGGGAGGAGGAGCAGAGGAGUCGAGCGAUGGUGCAGAGGAUCGAAGAAAUUAGCGGAGAUAUAACGUCUCUGUCUGAGUCCAUCAGAGUGUUGGAGGAGGAGAUCGCUUUGGAGGGCAUCUCCGUCCUUCAUACAUGCAAGAGGACACUGAUGAGAGCUAACUGCCCAAUCGAAGAUCCAGUGAUGGCCCCCGGAGCGCUCAUCGAUGUGGCCAAAUAUGUGGGCUCUCUGAGCUUCCACGUCUGGGAGAAGAUGCAUAAAAUCGUCAAAUACACCCCGGUGACGCUGGACCCCAACACCGCCGCCCCGUGGCUCAUCCUGUCAGACAACCUCACCGCCGUCUGUGACAGCGACGAGAAGCAGAAGCUGCCCGACAACCCGGAGAGGUACGACCCAGACACCGGCGUGCUGGGCCGCGAGGGCUUCACCUCGGGCAAGCGCGCCUGGGACGUCAGUGUGGGAGAUAACACGGCGUGGGUGGUGGGCGUGGCUAAAGCAUCCGUCCAGAGGAAAGAGAAAGUGUCUUCGGUGCUGAAGAACGGCUACCUGUGCGUGUACUUUUACCACAAAAUGUACUUUGCGGGCACCUCUCCCUUAACCAGGCUCAACCUGAAGAGGAACCCGCAGAGGAUCAGAGUGCAGCUGGACUGUGAGAAGGGCAGGGUGUCUUUCUACGACCCACACGACAACACACACAUCUACACCUUCAAGCACGCCAUCACCGAGAGAGUCUUCCCUUACUUCUGGGUGGGGUGUCAGCAGUGCCCUUUGACGGUGGAACCACUGGAGGUUUCCGUCAAAGCUGUGGAGUAUUGUUGAAAAUGCAUUUGCACUUCACAACCUUUCCUCAGCACAAAAGGAGCAGCAACUGUUCUUGAAGUUGACACAGCGUGAGGGGAGUGUUCAGAAUGUGAAGUGCAGGAUUUCAGCACUUUCUUUCCAGGCUCAAUACGACCUUUUCCACUUUGAAACAUAAUCAGUACUUACUCGUUUCAGUUUGAUCUUUGCACUUUGGACUACAAUAUUAUGUCCCGCUAUUUCUUUAAAAUGUGUUUAUUGUUUAUGUAAAACACAGUCGGACAGCAUAAUGUGUGUUUUAAAGUGGUGCAGGGUAGCCGGGAAAAGGAUGACUGAAUCCAUCCGCAGUUUGCAGUGUUUGUAAAAUGACCCUGAUGGUUUGCAUGUCAAACUCGUGUCAUGUCGGUUGUUAUGUUAGACACUAAAUAUGCUUUGUGUGCACAUGUUAGUGAUGUUACAGAAAUUUGAGAGUGCUCAUUUACUAAUAAAUCAUUUGCAGAUAUCAUGAGUUCCCUGUCUGUCCUGUCUGUCG
This is a messenger RNA of Chelmon rostratus (copperband butterflyfish), 2047 nucleotides long. Its product is annotated as E3 ubiquitin-protein ligase TRIM35-like. The record is from RefSeq and is a predicted model, not a curated record. Lineage: Eukaryota; Metazoa; Chordata; Actinopteri; Chaetodontiformes; Chaetodontidae. Gene Ontology annotation, molecular function: zinc ion binding; protein binding. The coding region runs from base 103 to 1536 and encodes 477 amino acids. The transcript has 7 exons.